Suillus discolor is the source of this 1245-nucleotide messenger RNA. RefSeq lists its product as uncharacterized. The transcript has 11 exons. The record is from RefSeq and is a predicted model, not a curated record. NCBI's taxonomy places the organism in Eukaryota, Fungi, Basidiomycota, Agaricomycetes, Boletales, Suillaceae. The coding region runs from base 160 to 1128 and encodes 322 amino acids.
GUGUGUUCCACCCAAUCAAGGGUCUUGGAGCGGGAUCAAAUAUCCAUCUCCAUCAUGCUGAUUUUGUCGAUAGAAGCGCUGAAUGGUGGUAUAACUAGCACGAACGCUGUCGUUAUACACCACUAACCUUUCCCACUCACUCACACCCAUCCCUCGAACAUGACCUACGUCUCAAAUGAUCCCAGUUACUGGCCGUAUAUCAGUGCAAAUAUUUUUUUGAAUUAUUGGAUAGUUGCUGCUGGCAUCGUGGUAGUAUAUGAUUGGGUCUUAACAAUCGGACAAGAGAUUGAACUCAUCUGGAGACAACGCUGGUCUCUCAUGACCGUGUUGUAUUUGACUAUACGCUAUAUCGGAAUACCGUAUUCUGUGUAUGUAUCGAGACCAACAACUUUGCACUGUGCUAAUAGCUCAUCUCUGACAACUAGUGUCUAUCUUCUGGGCACUAUCACAUACUACGCAACAAGUGGGACAAUGGUGGCCUUGACUGCCAUGUUGGGCGUCAUCAUGAUCGCUCGGUUGCAUGCCAUGUAUCAGGGAUCUAGAACGAUGCUUAUGUUCCUUAUUAUUAUCUUCCUGGCUGUAAACAUCGCCUGCGAAGUAAUCACGGCAAUAUCACUCAACGAUACUGUAGCAGAGGAGUUGAUACUCUCUGGCACGCAUAUGUGCAGUUAUACAUAUGAUGGGGAGGCGCAACUUCUGUCUUCGAUUACUUGGAUUCUUAACACUGUUUGGGAGGUCCUCGCAUUGUGUCUUUCAGUUUCGGUUGCUGUGAAACACUUCCGUGAGCUGCGACGACUCGGCCCAUCGACAGGAACGACCAUCGGGGACUGUUUCAGAGUGCUGAUACAAUCUCAUGUUCUCUAUUUUGCAAGCUUUGUUGGUGUCUCUUGCAUCCAGCUUACUGGUCUCUCUCCAGAAAUCAUGAAUUCGAAUUCUAUUGGAGUUUCGAUACUCGGUGGUGCUGUUCAAACUUUAUCGGUCGUGCAGAUGUUUGUGCUAGGACCACGCCUCAUCCUGAGCGUUCGAGAAUACCACGCCAAACUCGUGGCAUACUCCGACGCAGACACUAGCUUGAAUUCAAUUGUUUUCCAGGAGCAUGUACAUGUAUCAACUAGCAGUACCGUGUAGGGACAUCCUUGCCGAGUGGUCUGCAGGGAGGAGCAAUUUGGUGGAGGAUCCGUCGUGGUAUUUAUUUAACAUAUGGUGUUUCGAAGUAUAUUUAAAAGGUCUAGGCAAACCUAUUUC